Lachnellula hyalina is the source of this 1344-nucleotide messenger RNA. RefSeq lists its product as uncharacterized. Lineage: Eukaryota; Fungi; Ascomycota; Leotiomycetes; Helotiales; Lachnaceae. The transcript has 3 exons. Gene Ontology annotation, molecular function: transmembrane transporter activity. Gene Ontology annotation, biological process: transmembrane transport. The annotation marks the transcript as partial. The record is from RefSeq and is a predicted model, not a curated record. Gene Ontology annotation, cellular component: membrane.
UCUGCAGCACCUCUCAUGAUAUUUGCCUAUCUUGGACCGAUCAUCCGAUCAAAAUGUCCAGAAGGCUUCGUUCUCACAGAAUGGACCAGACAGCGUUAUGGCUUGAUUGCUUCCCUGUAUAUCAGCUUCUUGACGCUGGCCACCAUGUUCCUGUAUAUGGUCGCCGAGCUCUCGGCCCUGCAACAGAUUAUGAAUGCUUUGACUGGGAUGGAUGGUCUUCCAAUGGUUAUCGUUGAGUGUGCUGUCACUACUAUAUACACCUCUCUGGGGGGGUUCAAGAUCUCCUUUAUUACCGAUAACAUUCAAGGUGCCAUGGUUAUUGCCUUGAUAAUCAUCGCCACGAUCACCAUUGGAGUCGAGACCAAGAUUGACAAAAGCCUGAUCGAUUCCUCUGGCCUCACUAAGCCUAGUCUACUCGGAUGGCAGCUUCUCUACAUCCUUCCCGUAGCAGUCCUAACCAACGACUUCUUUCUCUCCAAUUUCUGGAUCAGGACUUUCGCCUCGAAGACUGAUAAAGAUCUGUGGAUCGGUGUCUCCAUUGCGGCUGUCGCAACCCUCAUCAUUCUCACGCUCGUUGGUGCCACUGGUCUGAUCGCAACCUGGACCGGAGCUUUCGACCCCACCAACCCCGACCAAGACGGUAGCAUCGCCUUCUUCUACCUCCUCGAGCAGCUCCCAGCAUGGACCGUAGGCAUCGUCCUCGUCAUGGUGGUCUCCCUCAGCACCGCUGCCUUUGACAGCUUCCAAUCCGCCAUGGUCUCUACAGCAUCAAAUGACCUGUUCCGCAACAGGCUCAACAUCUGGUGGAUCCGCGGCGCUGUCGUAGCAAUCAUCUUCCCCGUGGUAGUGCUCGCUCUCAAAGCUCCAAACAUUCUGCAAAUCUACCUAAUCUCCGACCUCUUUUCUUCAUCUUCCAUCCCGGUCCUUGUUCUCGGACUGAGCGACAAGUUCUACUGGUGGCGCGGAUUCGAGGUUGUAGUCGGUGGGCUGGGCGGUAUUAUUACAGUCUUCAUCUUCGGCACCAUCUACUUUGGUAACGCUCAAGACGGUGCAAAUCUCAUUCUUCUCGAAGGCGGGCUGUACGCCAAUGACUGGAGCGUGUUCGGUGCGUUUGUCGCUGCCCCGGUUGGUGGGCUGCUUUGGGGAUUCGGGGCACUGUGUGUUCGGCUUUCGUUCCAGUUUGUGGCGGCCAAGGUUAAAGGACAUAGGUUUGAUGCGUUGGAUCGUCCAGCGUAUCUUGAUACGAGGGUUGAGGGAGCACCUGAAUAUGCUGAUAGUAGCGAGAUUCACAGUGAUGCUAGAGACGGGCUUGUCACGGUCGAUCAUAAGGGCAAGUUCUUUUGA